Messenger RNA from Oncorhynchus kisutch (coho salmon), 4489 nucleotides. RefSeq names its product 60 kDa lysophospholipase. Lineage: Eukaryota; Metazoa; Chordata; Actinopteri; Salmoniformes; Salmonidae. The transcript has 16 exons. Gene Ontology annotation, biological process: amino acid metabolic process. The coding region runs from base 36 to 2150 and encodes 704 amino acids. The record is from RefSeq and is a predicted model, not a curated record. Gene Ontology annotation, molecular function: asparaginase activity; protein binding.
UUUGUCUUGCACUCUUCCCCCGCUGUCUAGGAAUCAUGGCGGAAUGUAAAAAGUCUACCUCAUGUCCGUCUCCAGCUUCAGAAAUGACCUCUCUCGCUAGAGCUUUGUCGCAUUCAAGGUUGAGUCAACCUGAUCAGUCUGUGAUCAAGUCGCAUACUUCUGUUUACCGGAGCAAUGUGGUGCAGCCAGGCCGACGGAGGAGGUUGUCGAGCAGCAACAGUGUUGAGUCUCUGGAUGUGAGCCCUUGUGCUGAAGCGCGAGUCUUGGUCAUCAACACCGGAGGAACUAUCGGGAUGAUGUACCAUAAUAACGUGCUGUCCCCAGAGCCUAAUGCGUUUGUGAAGGCCCUGCGAAAGCUUCCCAUCCUCCAUGAUGAGCAGUAUGCCCUGCAGACCCGUAUGUACGACUACUACAGCACGAGUGGCCCACAGGAGAACACCCUUGUCCUGCCGAUGCCGACAGACCUCGCUGAUGAACUAUCAAAAAGGCUGUGCAAACAAAAUAAGAGGAUAGUGUACACUGUUUUAGAGUACAGCCCCUUGCUGGACUCUUGCAAUAUGACCACAGAUGACUGGGCCACAAUUGGGAAGGACAUUGAGAAACACUAUGAGAAGUAUGACGGUUUUGUCAUUCUCCACGGCACGGACACCAUGGCCUACACAGCAUCCGCUCUGUCCUUCAUGUGUGAGCAUCUAGGGAAGCCUGUCAUCCUCACCGGCUCCCAGGUGCCGAUCUAUGAGAUGAGGAACGAUGGAAGAGACAACCUGUUGGGGGCGCUGCUGAUCGCUGGUCAGUUUGUCAUUCCUGAGGUUUGUCUGUAUUUCCACAACAAGCUGUACCGGGGCAACCGUGUGACCAAGGUGGAUUCUGGGAGUUUCAAUGCCUUCAAUUCUCCUAACCUGGCUCCUCUGGCCAAUGCUGAAGUGGAUAUUAAAAUUAACUGGGACACGGUGUGGAGAGCAAACACAACAUCGCGGUUCAGAGUGAGCACUCAGAUGAACCGUAACGUGGGUCUGCUGAGACUCUUCCCAGGCAUCACUGCGAUGACCGUGAAGUCCUUCCUGCAGGCGCCCAUGGAGGCCAUCGUCCUGGAGACGUAUGGUAGUGGAAACGCCCCUGACAACCGUGCUGACCUGCUUGAGGAGUUCCGGAAUGCCACAGAGAGGGGCGUGAUCAUAGUCAACUGCACCCAGUGUCUGAGGGGUUCUGUCACCACAUCGUACGCCACUGGAAAGGCCUUGAGUGACGCAGGACUGGUGGCAGGCUGUGAUAUGACUCCUGAGGCUGCCCUGUGCAAGCUGUCCUACGUGCUGGCCAGGACGGACCUCAGCAUAGAGGCCAAAAGAAAGAUGCUGAGUCAGAACCUGCGGGGAGAGAUGAUCGCUGACCUGCAGGGGGCCAAGCUCACUCUGAGUGACAGUCGCUUCAUCCAGGUCAUCGCCAAGUCCCUGAGCAUCAGCUGUAAGGAGGAGCUAGAAGCCGUCCGGGAUGCUCUGACACCCACCUUAGCUUGUGCCGCUUCUAAGAUAGGAGACUUGGAGGCCUUGGAUGCCAUAAAGGAGAUGGGCAGUAACUUAAGUCUGGGGGAUUAUGAUGGACGUACCCCUCUGCACAUCGCUUCCUGUGAGGGCCACCUCAAUGUGGUGCAGUAUCUACUGAGCCAGGGCGCCACUGUCUACGCCAAAGAUCGCUAUGGGGACACACCCCUGCGCAAUGCUGUGCGCUUCAGACACAAAGAGGUGGUGAAGCUGCUGAGAAAGACUGGAGCUCAUUUCUCCAGGGAUGAGUUGGAGGAUGCCGGCUCAGAGCUGUGCAGUCUGGCAGCCAGUGCUGACAUCAAGGGCCUGGAGAUGUGGCACCUGGCCGGGGGAGACCUGGACACGCCAGGCUACGACGGGCAGACGCCGAUGGAGGUGGCUAAGGCUGUGGGGAAUGAAGUUGUGAUUGACUUCAUACACCAGGUCAGCCAGUCCCACGCCCAGGUAAGAGAUGGACUAUCAUCUAGCGUUACUGUUCUCCUCUGUGCUCCUCCAACAGCAUUCAUCUCUGCUUCAAUUAAGAGAGCUUAUCUCUCUGACCUGAGCUCACUGAAAUCAAACAAAGUGAAUAAUAUUUUACUGUAUCGGUCUUUGUCAGUUUAUAUUGUCUGACGAACCUAAACCAGUUCAGCACACUGUAUUAUCCACUUUUUUUCUAUCUUCAACUUGUCACUAUUUCCUGUUUAUUAAAAACCUCCUAGUCACCACUGUUUUUCCUCAUCAGUCAGAUGUAAGUAAAGAGGUAAUCCAUCUUCGGUCAUUUUACUUUUCAUCGUGAGAAUGAGUCUCAUCUCAUCCCUGUAUUCACAGAUUUGAUUGAGUUUUUAUAGAUGUUUAUCAGAUUAGCAAUAUAUUUACUAAAACAUUACUAUGAUCCCAUGCGUGUGAAUGAAUGGUGUGGCAUGAAGCAUCCAAGAGGUAGCCUAUACAUUGGAUUUGACAUGUAAAACCAUGUAGGCUACAGAAUAGGGACGUCGUUUCAACUUUGCCAUGUGCUCCAAUUACAUGUUUUGUUUUGCUUACUUCCAGCCUCUGUUUAAAGAUGAUGCUGAGGUAAGUCUAGAAUGGCCACAGCUAGCUCUAUGGAUUCUCCUAUGCUUGGUGGUUGUACCUGUGUCUCCUCUCAUCGUAUGGUGAUGUGUUGCAUCUGAGUAUGACCUACAUGAGUACCACUCGUUGUAGCCUGGCCUGAACAGGUGUUUUUAAAAUGGCUGCCUGGUUUUGAUUAGACAGUGACACAUACCUUUGCAGUUGUAGUCUGCCUGGCUUUGGUGAUUUGUUCCUGUGAUGGCCUCUAAGCUGUGUUGUCUGGUAUGAUGACCACCUGGUGAGAUGUUUACUCUGAGAUAAUUAUGUUGAUUAGUAGUAGAGAUUGCAAAGAAAGCCUUCAUUUGAUGUCAUUACUGCUGCUCUUUGUAUUGAACAGCACUGCUUGAAAUUCAGCUCUUAACUGUUCUCCCCUUGUGUGUGUUUCAGAAUGGAGAAUACAUUGAGUUCUCAGCCUGUCCAAAAGAAUCCUGAAAACUAAGACCCUCAACUCUUACCUUUCCAUUUUACUCUCUUACACUGGAUAUUUGCACAAGCUUGCAGAUUAACAGUUUUUAUUUAGAUUCAUCCAAACAUUUACAAUUGAUAUGUUUGCGUUAAUCUCAUAUACAGUUGGUAAACUGUAGUUGUAAAAGCACAAGUAGCACAACAUUGGAUGUUAAGUAAUAUGGAUGCUCUGUGCCUAUAACAGGCAGCACUAUAUCUGUUUGUUUUGUAUGUACCACAGUAUAUGAUGUAUGUGGAAGCAAUUCACUCUAAUAGGAAUUAUCAGAGUUCAUUGGAAGCACAGGGUAGAAUGCUGUUAUGUUAUAAGAGGCAUUUGAUUGGUAGAAUGCUGUUAUGUUAUAAGAGGCAUUUGAUUGGUAGAAUGCUGUUAUGUUAUAAGAGGCAUUUGAUUGGUAGAAUGCUGUUAUGUUAUAAGAGGCAUUUGAUUGGUAGAAUGCUGUUAUGUUAUAAGAGGCAUUUGAUUGGUAGAAUGCUGUUAUGUUAUAAGAGGCAUUUGAUUGGUAGAAUGCUGUUAUGUUAUAAGAGGCAUUUGAUUGGUAGAAUGCUGUUAUGUUAUAAGAGGCAUUUGAUUGGUAGAAUGCUGUACCUUUAGAUGUGCUUUAUGAAACACUACGAGACCUUUAUUCUAAAUGGAAAUCAUUGUGUGAAUAACUGUUUGCCUAUAUGUUUGUAGUCUCACUUAGACUGCAUGAAUGAUACAUUUCUUCCACCUCCCUGAAAGUAGAGGUAUGAGGUGUUUCCUGUUUAUUAAACAGAACAAUCCAUCCCUCUGUUCUGCUUCCACACAGCUCCUAGCAUCCAAACCCAGGGUCCUCCUAUAGUUGAUAAAAGCAUCUGAUAAAUUACAUUUUUAUCUAAAGCAACUUGCAGAGACAAAAGGUUACUCUAAUCAAUGUGAAAUUCCAACCCACAUUGUCUUCUAGAGUUGGGGUUGUGUACUACAUCUUCUGCCUGUCUCAUCCUGCUUCCUUGUUACCCUACUCUAACAGCCCGGACAGAGACCAAUGUCAUAUAGCUGGACAUCACUUCAGCUGUUAUCCAAUAACUGUUAUCCAAUAACUGUUACUCAGUGCUACGCUCCUCUACUUCUAUGUUCAUGGUCAAUUAACUAUUUGAUUCAAUUAAAAUGUCAACAUUCAUUAGUAUGUGUCAAUCCAUGUCAUGGUUUAUGUCAUGCAUAUUUGUACUAUUGUGUAACUAGUAGAAAAUAUAUCAUAACUUUAUAAUUGACUGUGAUUAAAUGUAUACAUCUAUGCUGUAUCUGAAGCACACAGGUUUGUGGACAAUAGGAUGUUCCCUGUUUGUCUCUACCGUUCAAAAUGUUGGGGUCACUUAGAAAUGUCAUUGUUUUUGAAAGAAAAGCACAUCUUUUGUCCAUUAAAAUCAUUGAUCAGGAA